GAAAAAAAAAAGUUUGAGGUAAAACCGUGAAAGUUCCUGUUCAGGUCUCGAGAGAAUGGUGAAGGAAAGACGGCGAUUCGUGAGCGACUCGUGGAAAUAAACGACUCAAAGAGAUGAACCAGCCAGCCAACGGACCCGUCAGAAAGGUGUCUGCUACUGAAGAAUGUAUUGGGCCGAUGCGUCUGACCCAGGAACCUACGCAGGUGCUGCUGGUCUUCGCUAAAGAGGAUGGACAGAGUGAUGCGUUCUGGUGGGCGUGUGAGCGGGCGGGCUUCAGAUGUAGUGUCGCACGUACGCCUGAGUCUGCGGUCGAAUGCUUCUUGGACAAACAUCAUGAGAUCGUGGUCAUCGACGGGAGGCCUUCACGCUACUUCGAAGCUGAAGCGGUCUGUCGGUUGAUCCGAGCCACCAAGCCUUCUGAACACACUGUUAUUCUUGCUGUGGUGCCACAAAUCCCUCUAGAUCAAGAGGAGCCCUCCGUGCUGCCUCUGCUGUGUUCUGGUUUCUCCAGAAGGUUUAUGGAGAAUACCAGUGUGUCAGCCUGUUAUAAUGAGCUGAUACAAAUAGAGCACGUGGAGGUUCGCUCCCAGUUCAAACUGAGAGCCUGUAACUCUAUCUUCACAGCGCUGGAACACUGUCAGGAAGCUGUAGAGAUCACUAGUGAAGAUCAUGUCAUACAGUAUGUAAACCCUGCUUUCGAGCGGAUGAUGGGCUACCAUAAGGGGGAGCUGAUCGGGAAGGAGCUGACCGAGUUUUCCAAGAGUGACAAGAACUGUGCUGAUCUGCUGGAGUCCAUCAACACCUGCAUCAAGAAGGGCAAGGAGUGGCAGGGCAUUUAUUACGCCAGGAGGAAAUCAGGAGACAGCAUCCAGCAACACGUCAAAAUCACCCCUGUUGUUGGCCAGGGAGGGAAGAUCCGUCACUUUGUGGCAAUCAAGAGGCCUCACUGUGACAGCAACAGACAGGUCCACAAGAUCAGUAGAGAUGAGAGAUGCUGCGGAGAAAACGCACAGUCAGAUUGCAAUUCCCUACGUCAUAAGGACCGGAGGAAAGAGUCUGUGGACGUCAGGUCGAUCAGCUCACGCAGCAGCGACGCCCCCAGUCUGCAGACCCGGAGAUACUCCUCUAUGGCACGAAUUCACUCUAUGACUAUAGAGGCUCCAAUCACUAAGGUGAUAAACAUCAUAAACGCAGCACAGGAGAGUAGCCCGGUAACAGUUGCCGAAGCCCUGGACCGUGUUUUGGAGAUUUUACGCACAACAGAACUCUACUCACCACAGCUGGGCUCCAAAGAGGAUGACCCCCACACCAAUGACCUUGUUGGAGGACUCAUGAGUGAUGGGCUCCGACGUCUCUCGGGAAACGAGUAUGUUUUCUCCAAAAGCUCCUUUCAGAAUAUGAGUCAGAGCCAGUUGGCAGUACCAGUGCCGCUUACGGACGUGCCAGCCUCCAUCGCAGAGAUACUGAACAAGGAGGAAGACUGGGACUUCAGCAUCCUAGAGCUGGAGGCUGCUACACACAAGAGGCCGCUGACGUAUCUGGGGCUGAAGAUCUUUGCUAAUUUCGGAGUUUGCGAGUUUCUGAAUUGUUCGGAGGCGAUGCUGCGCUCGUGGCUGCAGAUGAUCGAAGCCAACUACCACGCCUCGAACUCCUACCACAACUCCACGCAUGCUGCCGACGUCCUCCAUGCUACCGCCUACUUCCUGCGCAAGGACAAAGUCAAGGGCAGCCUGGACCAGCUAGACGAGAUAGCGUCGUUGCUAGCGGCGACAGUUCACGACGUGGACCACCCGGGCCGGACAAACUCGUUCCUGUGCAAUGCCGGGAGCGAACUGGCCAUCCUGUACAACGACACGGCAGUCCUCGAGAGCCACCACGCUGCACUCGCCUUCCAGCUGACCGUCAGAGACAGCAAGUGCAACAUCUUCAAGAACAUGGAGAGGACUCAGUUUCGGACCUUGAGGCAGGCUAUCAUAGACAUGGUGCUGGCCACUGAGAUGACCCGUCAUUUUGAGCAUGUUAACAAGUUUGUUAACAGCAUCAACAAGCCCAUGGCUGCCAUUGAAGAGUCCAGCUCUAAUAGUGAUGGCAGUGACUGUGAGGGCCAGGCCAACAUGCGGAACUCUCCGGAGAAUCGUCUGCUGAUAAAGAGGAUGAUGAUAAAAUGUGCUGACGUGGCAAAUCCCUGCAGACCCCUGGAGCUCUGCAUCGAGUGGGCCGGUCGCAUCUCAGAGGAGUACUUCGCUCAGACGGAUGAAGAAAAGAGGCAGGGGCUGCCUGUGGUCAUGCCUGUGUUUGACCGGAACACCUGCAGCAUUCCCAAAUCCCAGAUUUCUUUCAUCGACUACUUCAUCACAGACAUGUUUCACGCCUGGGACGCAUUCGCUGGCCUGCCCGGCUUACUGGAGCACCUGGCAGAGAACUACAAGUACUGGAAGAGUUUGGACGAGACGAAAUGUAAAAGCCUCCGGCCGUCUCCCCCUCCGUGACCUCUCCGACCAGCCCUGACUGUCCGCUCCCCUCCUGAGGCCAAAAGGUCAGAGGUCAUGCCGGGGACCUGAAUGUAGCGUGUCUCUUUAAUCAACCUCCCCACUGUGAUGGUAGAAUGCCAGCUGGAUCGUGAAGGUUCCUACUCCAAACGCAGGCUAACAGUCCAGGGGCGCACCUUCGGCAGCAGUCACCCAGCCGAUGCCCUCACCCCUGACGACAAUCGCCCCGGUUACAAGGGGACAACAUGAAGGAAAAGAUGAAGCGCACUUUAGCAGCGGACCAACCUCCUCUACAUUUCUUACUCCUUUCUUUUUCCCCUAUUCGCGCCCAGCUCUGGUUCUCUUUGAUACGCUGUUGUUCUACAGGACUGUUUUAUAAAAUCGUUCCGUACGGACCGAUAGUGUAUUACAUUUUAUGAAAAGGACAGUCGGACUUAAACACAUGAAUGGAUGUAGAGAGAGUGAUAUUUACAUACAGUGGGUCGCACAACGUGCUCAGGAAGCAGGAGUGAGUGUUGGUGUGUACUGAAGCUCGACACUUACAUUUAUUUUCACAUUCAAGCCAUUCCUCUAUUACCUUUCUAUCACAACUAUCACAAGAUGAUUAGACCAGAUCCGGGUGUCAGUGACGUUUUUCUGACUGUGCUAUAGACGUCUGAAGUCGGGUCCUCAGUCUGCUGUCGACGUCAUGCCUGUACAUGGAGAGUCUAAACAGAUCUCCCUAUGGGAAAAAUGAAUUAAGCUUUUCCGAAAUUCAACCACAGUUGUGUCCCAUGAUCAACAAAAACCGUUCCAAAUACAUUUUUCCCCCCAAAUGUCACUGUAUCCUUUGAAUUAUGAGGCCUUUAAGGAUUUUGAAGUGCGAUUGUCACAAUUGCUGCUGCGCACUGGAUUGACAGCAUAAGUCUGGCGACCAAACAAAUCAGCAAGUCUCAUCCAGUGUUGUGGUUAAUCCUUUAAAGUUGAGGCUGUUUCUGCUGAUUUAACUGCUCUUGUCUUUUAUUAGCAUGAAACUGGUAUUUCGAACAGGAAUACACACAAAUAGGAGUAUAUAGCAGUCACGCUGCUCUGAUUACUAUUCGAUAAUAAGCACCUAUUAAUCCCAACUGCGCUCUCAGGA
This is a messenger RNA of Colossoma macropomum (tambaqui), 3609 nucleotides long. RefSeq names its product phosphodiesterase 8B (gene pde8b). The record is from RefSeq and is a predicted model, not a curated record. NCBI's taxonomy places the organism in Eukaryota, Metazoa, Chordata, Actinopteri, Characiformes, Serrasalmidae. Gene Ontology annotation, molecular function: 3',5'-cyclic-AMP phosphodiesterase activity. Gene Ontology annotation, biological process: signal transduction.